AUAAUGUUUGUGAAAUGGCGCUGUUGUUGCAUGAGGUGGCGCUGCACGAGGAAUCUUUCUUUACAUUUUCGACGUUCGUACUCGCGUCGUGCUCUGUAGUACAAACUUUUAUAUCCAUUGUGAUAUAAAAGAUCCGUUAAAUUUCCACUUUAAAAAAUGGUCCAGAAGAAGCCUAAGAAGAAGGUAGGAAAGAAAGUAGCUGCUCCUCCAUUAGCAGUGAAGAAAGUUGAACCGAAGAAACAGACCAAUCCUCUGUUUGAGAAACGUACCCGCAAUUUUGGAAUUGGACAGGAUAUUCAACCUGCUCGUGACCUUAGCCGCUUUGUAAAAUGGCCCAAAUACAUCCGAAUCCAACGUCAAAGAGCAGUGCUGCAAAAAAGGUUGAAAGUUCCACCACCAAUCAAUCAGUUCACACAGACAUUGGACAAACAAACAGCAACACAAUUAUUUAAAAUGAUGGAAAAAUACAGGCCUGAGUCAGCAGCAAUGAAAAAAAUGAGAUUGAAGGCUAGAGCUGAACAAAAAGUUGCAAAGAAGGAAGAUACACCAACCAAAAGACCUAAUGUGGUGUACAGUGGAAUAAACACAGUCACAACACUUGUUGAACAAAAGAAAGCUCAACUUGUUGUCGUUGCACAUGAUGUGGAUCCAAUUGAGAUUGUUCUUUUCCUACCGGCCCUCUGUCGUAAAAUGGGUGUGCCUUACUGCAUUAUAAAGGGCAAAGCACGUUUGGGACGUCUGGUGAGGCGUAAAACUUGUUCUACAGUAGCUAUAAAAAUGGUGGAUUCUGGUGACAGAGCUAACUUUGCCAAAUUGGUUGAAGCUGUAAAGGUGAACUUCAAUGAUAGAUACGAUGAAAUCAGACGUCACUGGGGUGGUGGUCUGUUGGGCAGCAAAUCUGCUGCUAGGAUAGCUAAGUUAGAGAAAGCUAAGGCGAAAGAACUUGCGCAGAAACAGGGUUAACAUCAUCCUGUUAAUCGGGUAUUGUUUACACUGUAAAACAAUAA
Nomia melanderi (Alkali bee) is the source of this 1007-nucleotide messenger RNA. It is a transcript of the gene RpL7A, whose product is annotated as ribosomal protein L7A. The record is from RefSeq and is a predicted model, not a curated record. Lineage: Eukaryota; Metazoa; Arthropoda; Insecta; Hymenoptera; Halictidae. Gene Ontology annotation, cellular component: ribonucleoprotein complex. Gene Ontology annotation, molecular function: RNA binding. Gene Ontology annotation, biological process: ribosome biogenesis.